AAAAAUAGGGUUGUCGCUGGCUGGCUGGCUGCUUGUGUGUUAACAGGGAAAAAUAAACAACUUGGCGAGCACCGGACACGGUAAUCGGUUGCCACUGCAACGAAAACCAGCAAAGGGAACCGAGAAUGGCCCUAAGCUAAUCGGCGCCCGCUCUCGCUCUGUUGUCGGCGGAUUUACAGAAAGACGGCUAGCUGGGUGCUAACGUUAGCACGCUAGCUUGCCAGGAGCACAUAGCAACUGCUGCUAGCUAACGUCACUGGACUGUGGUACUCUUUAGUCUCAAGACUGCAGCUAUGUUCGUCCAGGAGGAGAAGAUAUUUGCCGGGAAAGUGUUGAAAAUACACAUCUGCACCAUGGAUGGCACGGAGUGGUUGGAGGAGGUCACGGAAGACACCACAGUUGAGAAAUUGAAGGAGAAGUGCUUGAAACAUUAUGUCCAUGGAAGUCUAGAAGACCCCAAAACACUUACCCACCAUAAACUUAUACACGCUGCUACAGAAAGAGUUCUCACCGACACUAAAACUGUCGCUGAUGAAAACCUUAGAGACAAAGACGUUUUGCUGCUCAUAAAGAAAAGACCGCCACCAACCCUUCCAAAGAUGCCUGAUGUUACUUCAGAUGAAAAGAAGAAACAAGAUAACAAAGCUCCAGACAAAGAUGCUAUCCUGAAAGCUACUGCCAACCUGUCCACGCGCCACACUGACCGCACUGUUACCCAGCACAAUAUCAGAGAUUUUCAGACGGAGCUUAGAAAAAUCCUGGUUUCUCUCAUUGAAGUCGCCCAGAAGCUUCUUGCCUUGAACCCUGAUGCUGUUGAACUCUUCAAAAAGGCUAAUGCGAUGUUGGAUGAAGAUGAGGAGGAUCGGGUGGAUGAAACAGCCCUUCAGCAGCUCACAGAGAUGGGUUUCCCUGAGAGCAGGGCAAUCAAAGCUCUCAGACUGAAUCACAUGUCAGUAACCCAGGCCAUGGAGUGGCUGAUUGAGCAUGUGGAUGACCCAUCUGUAGACACUCCACUACCAGGCCAGGACUCUUCUGGGGCAGCAGGAGCCACAGCCGCUGCCACACCCGGCGCCUCUGCCUCUGCCUCUGCCUCAGCUUCAGCCUCUGCCUCAGCUUCAGCCUCCAGUCCUAACCUUCUCCGUAGCCUCUCCAGCCAGUCGAGCACAGACGAGAGCAGCAGACAGGACGAGCUCACAGAGAUCUUCAAGAGGAUCCGCAGGAAACGGGAGUUCAGACCGGACUCAAGAGCUGUCAUUGCCCUGAUGGAGAUGGGCUUUGAUGAAAAGGAGGUGAUUGAUGCUCUCAGAGUCAAUAACAACCAACAGGAUGCUGCGUGUGAGUGGCUGCUGGGAGACAGAAAACCUUCUCCAGAAGAUCUGGACAAAGGCAUCGACACCAACAGCCCACUGUUCCAAGCCAUCCUGGAGAAUCCAGUGGUCCAGCUGGGUCUAACCAAUCCCAAGACUCUGCUAGCAUUUGAAGACAUGCUAGAGAAUCCUCUGAACAGCACCCAGUGGAUGAACGACCCUGAGACUGGCCCUGUCAUGCUCCAAAUAUCCAGAAUCUUCCAGACUCUCAAUCGCACAUAGAGACUCCUGGUGACCCCCAUGUGUGACUGUGGCAGCUUGUGUGUGUGUAUGUGUGCGCGUUUGGGCUGUGUGUAUGGAUGUGCGUGUAUCUGAGUAUGGCAGAGACACAAGUAUUGUUUUUGCCUUGUAAAGACAAAGCUGGAGGAGUCAAAGUAUGAAUUGAGAUGUUAUACAUAUAACUAUUUAUAACAGUACAGUAAAAACACUUAUAAGAGAGAAAUAUUAACAUAAACAUUAUUACAGUAAUAAUUUAAAAAAAUGAGAUUUAGUAUGUUGUUUUUACAUUUUAAUGAGAACAAUUUAUAGUUAUGACAGACAUGAUUUAUUUUAUAUAAUUUCUCCAUGUGCAAAAAUGGCAUCAGACAUCAAUUUAAUGUUUACAGUUCAAAGAAAACUGUUUUUGUAUGUUUUGCAAUAUUUAAAUAUCAAUUACAGUUUUGUCUGUCUCUUUAAAUUGUUACAUUUCAUCAGUGGUGAAUGUGUGGAAGACCUCUUUCAGCAUCGUGUUUUGUUUUUCUCUUCCCCUUUGUCUCGUUUUCAUCAUAAUAACUGCUUAUAAUUGAGAGGCUGGUGGUCAAUGUUGAGCGUUUGUUAAGCACAUUGAAAAUGGGCUUUCAGACACAUUACCUCUCUCUCCAUUCAUGCCUGUGAGGUAACUCUUAGUCAACCUCCUCUCCGUUUAAAGAGGAGAACGUUUGUCCUUGAGCCUCAUCAAGAAUAUUUAUUUGACGUUCUUGCCUUUUAGAGGAAAUCUGUACACUAAACUUGGUGUCUUAGUCAUGUUUUUAUAAGAGGCUGGUCAAAGUUGUACACUAAUCUGUUUGUGUCUUAGUCAUGUUUUUGCAACAAAACAAUAUAUUAGGCCUGUGUGUUUAUUGUCAAUGUGCUCUUGAAUGUCAUAUUAUCAUGUUACGUUCAUUUGGCACUCGUUCACUUCGAUGAAUAUUGCUCACUGCAGCACUGAGGAAGUUAAAGAAGGGUUCGUGUUUUGUCUCAAAAGGCUGUAGUGGGAUGUUAAAUGAAGCUGAGCCUAAUCAAAAGGAGGUUUGCCUUUUUAACCUUUAAUUUGAAUGAUGAAGAUGCAUGCUCGCUUUCAUGCUACGGAGAUGCAAGCAUCUUUAUACACACAAAGAAGUAAUAAUGGAAUUUGAGACUCAACCAAUGUUGGUCCUUUGGUUUACCUUUUUCUUUUGAGAGCAAUGAACAUUUACGCUGUCAAACCAAACCAAAAUGUCACUAUAUAGCCUGCCUUGUCAUUAGAUAUAUCCGUUGAAAAUACCCUGUAUUUCUGUGCAAUAGCAAGGACUUAUGUUGACCUGUAAAGAAAUAUAUUUGACUUGAGUGGUAGAGAUGUGUGAACUGCAAUGGGUAGUGUGUUAUACAAUAUUAGCCUUUACAUUGAGUACUUAAAAUCUCCAGCUACAAGAAGGUGAGCCUCGCCUCUUCUAGUUGUACUGGGAGUUAAAAACAAUAUGGAGGAUGGUGUGUUUUGCCAAGGUUUUGAGUGUUUUUAUUCAAUAUUUAAAAUGUGGUAUUGCUGUGACUUUCUGCUCAGGGAGGCUGAGAUUGUUUUUCUAAACCUGUCGUUAUGGCAAACCUCUGCUCACCCCCUUCUAGUUUGGCAUUUGAAAAUGGCUUUAACUAAUCUCUCUAGAACUUUGCUUAUGAAUAAGAGCACCACAAGACAUGGUUUCGUAAAUGCAAUAUUUGAAAAAUAUUUAAAUGUUUUUAGAGAGAAGUGUUUGUUUGAACUAUGUAUUAUUACAUUAUUUAUAUCAAAGCCAAACUAGUAACUUGUUGUUAUUUAUAACAGUUUUAGCAAACCUCGAAGCUAAUCUACAAAUGUGAAAAUAUUAAAUGAUUCAAAUGUUGUUUUUACAAACCAUUAUAAAAUGUGCUUAUGGACUGGUAGGUCACAGUGUGAUUUAAAGUAGUGCAACAUGUUUGAAUGAUGGAGGAUUUCUACACAUGUCUCUGGAAGCCUCUCUGCACACUUUCUGCACUGCAGUGGACCUUUAUCAUGGCCACAGUGACCAACUGUCUCACCACCUCCAUGCUUUGCAUGGGCAUGCAUAGAAACCAGCUCUUUCCCAUAAUAUCUUGAAAUAAACAUUGGGAGAUUGUACAUUUGAAGAAAAAGGUCCACAGAAAAUGCUGACUUCUUUCAAAAUGGUUAACAGGAACAGAAAAGAACAAAAAGAACUCUGUUUUCACUCAGCUUUCACGCAGGACUGUCCCAGAUCAACAACCUAUGCAAUAUACUCUCACAGCGUGUUCAUUCAAACAGCCUCCUGGCUACUGGCAUCGAAAUCACUAUUGCAUUAAAGUUAUUUUUUGUGGCUGUA
Messenger RNA from Toxotes jaculatrix (banded archerfish), 3934 nucleotides. It is a transcript of the gene ubac1, whose product is annotated as UBA domain containing 1. The transcript has 10 exons. The record is from RefSeq and is a predicted model, not a curated record. Gene Ontology annotation, molecular function: protein binding. Bases 294 to 1589 code for a protein of 431 amino acids. Lineage: Eukaryota; Metazoa; Chordata; Actinopteri; Toxotidae.